CGAGGGAGGGAGGAGAGGAAAGGAGAGGAGAGGAGAGGAGGGAGCUGCCGGCGGCACCGCCACCCGCCGGAGGCCGCUCGCCCGCACUCCUGCGGCAGAGGCGGGCAGCGGGCGCUCCGCGCCCCGCUCCUCCUCCCCCCUCCCCGAGCAGCUCGGCGGCCCCAGCCAAGAUGUCUCGGGAUCCCGGCCGUAGCCGCUGGCUGCUUUUGGCCGCUUGCGCCCUCGUCUUCUUCCUCCUCCCGCCGCUCCGCACCCGGGCUUUUGCUUUAAAUGUAGUUCUUGAAGAUGCAGAAGACAAGGCUGAAGUACCAGUGCUGCAGAAAUCUGAAAAACGUGGAACAGUGAGUAAAAGGAGCAAGGAACUGAAAGAAGUUAUCUUCGUCAUCCAGAGUCAAAGCAAUUCCUUUCAUUCCAAGAGAGCAGAAGAUCUAAAAAGAGAUAUUUUAAAACAGACUGCAGAUCUUGGAAAGGAAUUACCAACUGUGCUGCUUAUUCAUCAGAUGGACAGGCAUGAAGGUGCAUGGACCAUAUUACCACUAAUGAGAGAUUUCUCUGUUGCCUAUGGUAAGAACUCCUCGUGGAUUUUCUUCUGUGAAGAAGAUACAAGAAUACAAGUUGUAAAGCUGCUAGAAAUACUAAGAAGAUUUGACUCCUCUAAGGAGUGGUUUUUAGGUAAAGCAUUAUAUGAUGAAGAAUCUACAAUAAUUCACCACUAUGCCUUUGCUGAGAAUCCUACAGUCUUUAAAUUCCCAGACUUUGCUGCUGGUUGGGCACUUAGUAUUCCGCUUGUUAACAAGCUUGCAACUAAGUUGAAAAGUGAACCUCUGAAGUCAGACUUUACGAUAGAUUUAAAACACGAGAUUGCCCUGUAUAUUUGGCAGAAAGGGGAUGGGCCACAUCUUACUCCAGUGCCUGAAUUCUGUACCGAUGAUGUGAACUCAGAUAGGGUUGGUCAGUGUGUGACAACAUUCAGUAACUUUCUUCCACUUUGUGGAGAGCCAGUAAAAAAGGAAGAUGUCUUUGUUGCUGUAAAAACAUGUCGGAAAUUUCAUGGAGACAGAAUACCAGUUGUAAAGCAGACUUGGGAAAGAGAAGCUGCACUUAUUGAAUACUACAGUGAUUACAGAGACAUCUCCAUUCCCACUAUAGAUUUAGGCAUACCUAAUACUGAAAGAGGUCACUGUGGGAAAACUUUUGCCAUUUUGGAAAGGUAUUUGAAUAAUAGCUCUGCCAGAACCCCGUGGUUAGUCAUAGUGGAUGAUGACACACUGAUAAGUAUCUUCAGACUCCGAAAACUGCUCAGCUGCUACGACCCAAAUGAACCAGUAUUUCUUGGAGAGCGUUAUGGUUACGGCUUGGGAACAGGAGGAUACAGUUAUAUCACUGGAGGAGGAGGGAUGGUUUUCAGCAGGGCAGCUGUUCAGAGGCUGCUUGCUAGUAAGUGCCGGUGUUACAGCAUGGAUGCACCUGAUGAUAUGGUCCUGGGGAUGUGUUUCAGUGGCUUAGGAAUCCCUAUAACACACAGUCCUCUAUUCCAUCAGGCACGGCCAAUGGACUACCCCAAAGACUACCUUUCUCACCAGAUUCCAGUGUCAUUUCACAAACACUGGAAUAUUGAUCCAGUGAAGGUGUACUUCACAUGGCUGGCACCAAACACAGAAGAGGCACUGAAUGGAAAGAAAGUUGAGUUUAACCGGGAGGACUUAUAAGCAGGAGAAGAAUUAAAGUAUUGAUUAAUGUACUGCAGAUGAGGGGCAGUCACUACUGUGAUUUUUGUGUUGUUCUUAUACUGAUCAUCCUUUUAUGACAUAGCAGAUAAUGCUUUGUUCCCAUUACAUUUCUUCAGAGCAGGGGAUGAAGGCUUGUAAUCGACUUUUGGAUUCUUUUAUUAUGCUGGUUUCUUUUUAAAUAUCUUACAGCUUUAUCCAUCUGUGAACUUGCCACAUGUUCAAACCCAUACUACAACUUUGUCUGCAUUCUGUUUUGAUCUGUGAACGAUACAGCAUCCAUUUGCAUUCCCUUCUUUUGUUCUCGCAAAAGCUGCGGUUCUUUAUUUGGGAGCUUAAUAUCGAGCAUCUGUUAAAUACUGUUCCUGGUGUAUGAGAGAGGAGACAGGACUUUAUUUCUGUGCCCAGGAGCUGGACUGUUUGAAAGCAAUGAUCACAGAAUGAAUGACCUGGGUUGGAAGGGACCUCAAGGAUCAUGUAGUUCCAACCCCCCUGCCUGGCAGGGCCACCAAACAUACACAUUUACUAGAUCAGGUUGCCCAGGGCCCCGUCCAACCUGGUCUUGAACACCUCCAAGGACGGGGCAUGAUCCUUUGUGCUCGUUUGAAAAGGAAAUACUGUAGGUUCCUGGUGGACCAAGUGCGAGCUGCUCUGCACCUUUAAGUUAAUCAGCAUUUCUGAGGGAUGUCACCUACUAAAUAAAAGGUUAAGAACUGGGAUUUCUGAAGCGGCCACGGGAGGUCACUGUGGCUCCUUUAGAAACCUGAAUCGUGGUGUAACUCUUUGGCAAGUAUAAAUGGGACCGGGGGAUGUUUGAAGGACUAACGCUUCAGUAUUCCUGAUGUGUGCGUUUCCAUAGUAUAUGGGUGCCAGCUUUAAAAGGUUUGCAGCACUCCUAAUUUAUAUCACCAAGGUAAGAAAUGUGCUUACAAUAUGUAAAAAGUGAUUCAUAUUUAAUUGUUCUUCAUUGUUUUCUUUGAGUAAUUCAGUUUUGUAGAAACAUUUGUACAAAAAACUGGCUUUGGUGUGUUUUAAACUAAUUUUUAUACUGUAAAACUUCUAAGGGAACAGUAUAUGAGACUUGUAUGCUGUUACGUAACUUCACUUGCUAUAUUGUAACCAAAUACCGGGUCUUAAAGCCAUACUGCUGAGGUCAUUUGUGGUUUUGCUUUGGUUUUUGGUAGGUCAGAAAUUGAUUCUGUUCCAAAGUAAUGCAAUACUUGCUCUUGUGUGUCUAAAUAGGGGAGCCACUGAUUCCAGUAACCGAAGUUGUAGAAAUGCUUGUUUGUGAAUGUAGCCUGUGGAAUUUUAAGCAUUUGAAUAGCAAGCACAUAAUCAUAAUGGGUGGAAGUACUGAUUACGCAGGGGAAAUCCAUAUUAUGUAUUUUUUCCCUUUUUAAUUCCCACUACCAGUGCCUUAAAUGGUAGACAUUUUACUGAUCCCAGGGCUGUGUCCUCUGGCACCGUGGAUGUGUUGUUAAUUAUGUUUACUGUGUAGAACUGUGAGAGCUGAAGGCGGAAUAAAAGCGUUCUUCUCUUA
This is a messenger RNA of Coturnix japonica (Japanese quail), 3267 nucleotides long. RefSeq names its product beta 3-glucosyltransferase (gene B3GLCT). Gene Ontology annotation, molecular function: glycosyltransferase activity. Gene Ontology annotation, cellular component: membrane. The record is from RefSeq and is a predicted model, not a curated record. NCBI's taxonomy places the organism in Eukaryota, Metazoa, Chordata, Aves, Galliformes, Phasianidae.